AAAUACAACCAUUAAUUGGGUCGCAAAUUCAGCUCCUUGCGUGGGCCUCUUUCUGAUUAUUAUCCCAUUUAAAGUCUCACCUAAUCCCUCUCUCCUUCUCUGUCUUUGUGCACCCUAAAGACAACACACUCAGCUAUACAGAAAUGGGUAAUCGAUUCAGCUGCAAGACCAAGAGUAAUCAUAAUGGGUCUAAGAGUAGCAGACGAUUCGGUGGUGGUAAUCGAUCACAGAGGAAAUUGCAAUCGGAUGAAGAGUUACUGCACAUGCAAGCUCUAUCUCUUGCAAUUCAACACCAUCAAUCGUCUCAGAGAUUCGAAGGUUCCAUGUCUAGGCGGAUUGGAUCCACCAGUUCUCGCCGCCGCAGCAAUCCCAUCUCGGAUCCAACUUUGACCAACCCCAAACAGCAAAAACAGUCACCGGAGUUUUUGGAAAAUCUUGAAACCAAGAAAGUUGUUUUGAUACACGGAGAAGGAUUUGGAGCAUGGUGCUGGUACAAGACUAUCGCUCUGUUAGAGGAGUCGGGAAUGCUUCCUACAGCCUUUGAUCUUACGGGAUCCGGCAUUGAUUUGAAGGACACAAAUAACGUUACUUCACUGGAGGAAUACUCAAAACCGCUGAUCGAUUAUUUGCAAAACCUACCAGAAGAUGAUAAGGUAAUUUUAGUCGGACACAGUAUUGGAGGUGCUUGCGUAUCGUAUGCGUUGGAGCAUUUCCAACAGAAGAUCUCGAAAGCCAUCUUUUUAUGCGGCACAAUGGUAUCCGAUGGACAGAAGCCGUUUGACGUGUUUGCUGAGGAGCUCGGGUCUGCAGAACUAUUUAUGAAGGAAUCCAAGUUCUUAAUAUACGGAAAUGGUAAAGACAAUCCUCCGACUGGAUUCAUGUUCGAGAAGCAACAGAUGCGCGGAUUAUAUUUCAAUCAGUCUCCUACGAAGGAUAUCGCUCUGGCUAUGGUUUCAGUGAGACCCAUCCCACUCGGACCCAUAAUGCAAACACUCUCACUAUCGAAAGAAAAAUACGGAACCGGGCGUAGGUUCUACAUUCAAACGCUCGACGAUCACGCGCUCUCACCCGACAUCCAAGAAAAGCUCGUGAGGGAAAAUCCACCCGAAGGCGUUUUCAAGAUUAAAGGUAGCGAUCAUUGCCCUUUCUUCUCCAAACCGCAAUCACUGCACAAAAUUUUGCUCGAGAUUGCGCAAAUCGCAUAGCAACACGGUUUACGUGUAAGUGUCGGGAACGAUAGAAUCAGAGACAUUUUGUUUCUAUAUAAUUUAUAUUUUUCAUAUUAUUCUGAAAUGUUUAGAGAGCAUAAGUUGUUAUAUAUGUUCAUAGUUGCAGUGAAAAAAGAACAUUGAUAUAGCAUCUCUUUUCACACUCCAUUUAAUACAUAUGGUACAAGUUUACACAUG
Messenger RNA from Cynara cardunculus var. scolymus (artichoke), 1406 nucleotides. RefSeq names its product putative methylesterase 12, chloroplastic. Bases 144 to 1205 code for a protein of 353 amino acids. The transcript is spliced from 6 exons. NCBI's taxonomy places the organism in Eukaryota, Viridiplantae, Streptophyta, Magnoliopsida, Asterales, Asteraceae. The record is from RefSeq and is a predicted model, not a curated record. Gene Ontology annotation, molecular function: methyl indole-3-acetate esterase activity; methyl jasmonate esterase activity; methyl salicylate esterase activity. Gene Ontology annotation, biological process: salicylic acid metabolic process; jasmonic acid metabolic process.